AUGACCAGCGCCGCAGUGCUCAGGAUGAACCCGGCGGACAACAAUCCGGCAUCUCGCAUGUCCAUCUCGAGCAGCCGCAAGAGCAUCCUCGCCGGCAUCGACGCUAGCGUUACCAAGUACUCUACAAUUUCGGCGAGCGAUGGCAGCAGCAGCCUCAAUGACGGCCGCGACUCGUACAUCCGAGAUGACGCUUCCGCUGACUACAAUCAGCAUCUCGUCCCUGUCUCCAACACCGAUGCUCUUCUUCGCACGCGCAGUGUCUCGUCUGCAACGCAGCAGAGUCAAAAAUCAGGGCGUGCUUCCCGAAGCGCAUCCAUCGCUUCUCGCGUUCAGGCUUCUCCUGUUCGCUCUAACGCCGCCUAUGCCUCGUCCACCACGGGUGGUGAUGAAGGUUACCUUGCAGCCCCCGCUAUUUCUGGCGCUGGCGCCGGCGUCAAUGGACGAUCCAGAGGCUUCUCAGCCGCCAGCCUCGGUCUCAAAAAGAGCAACUCGAACCUCUCCCAGAGCGACGCACGCUCCAUCGAUUCCCGCAGAGGCUCUUCGGGCAACAGCUUUAUCAACCUCAUCCGCAACCGAAGCCGCAACUCGUCUCAGACCAAUCUCACCACCCCUGAACUAGCUUCUGACCCUGCAUAUGCUCCCGACCCCUCUUCCGGUGGUCGUCUGCGCAGAUUCAGCUCGGCUUCUCGCAAGAUGAGCCUCAAGAUGCCCGGCCUCGGCACACGGUCCAGCUCCGCCUCGAUUCGUAGCAAUGUCUACGACGAGCCCGAGCAGCUUUCCCCCGUACCUGCUGUUCCUGCUAUCCCCCCUUCAUAUCCGAACGCCGGCAAGACAAACGGGUACAAGUCAGUGGGUGCCCCCGAUUUUUCUACAGUGGGCUCGGGUCGAUCGAGGAGGUUCAGCAGGGCCGCAAGUGUCGGUGCUGCCGCUCAGCAGUCUCCAGCCGACAAUGGCACCAACGACGAUGCUGCUGCCGUUUCUCCUACCAGCCUGGUUGCCGAUGCUUACGCCAAAGCGGACGAUCUUUUGGAGCGAGCGCGGGCCAAAAGAUCCGCCAGUGGUUCCCAACGCCCGACGCGCGAUUUGUCCGAGCCACCACUCUCUGCCGAUAGGGCAGACGACUCGAGCAGCAACCGCAAGGGCUUCCUCUCUUCCACCACAGCCAAGGUGAGCGGUGCCGCAGGCGCUGGAGGCGCCGCACUUCUGGGUCUUGCUCGCAGAAAGUCGUCUCGAAGCCUGCAUGGCAAGGACCAGGACGACUCCAACGGCAAUGCCAAUGUCAAUGGAAUGGCCGCUGCUCACUCUGAUGAAGCUAGCGAUGAUGAACACGACAGCGCCAGCGAGCAGGGAGAAUCCGAAGAUGAGGACGAGGUAGAGGAAGACGACGAGUUGCCUCGUCGCAAUGCUAGACCUGUCAAGGGUCGCGGUGGUGUUGCGGCUGCCCCUGCCCCUGCUGCUGCCUCGACUGCCAGCGAAGACGAGGACGACGAGAGCGAAGCCGAAGACGACGAGAGCGAAGCCGAAGACGACGAGAGCGAGGCCGAGGAAAACUCGGAAGCCGAGUCCGAUCAGGACAGCUCGAGCGAAGACGACUUCCACGAUGCUCCACUCGCCGACAUUUCCGAAGGCGAGGAAGAGGAGGACGAAGACCACCACUCUCACCACCGAGGUGCCAAAGCAGGUGCCUCUGCUGCUGCGCUUGCCGGUGCUGGUGCCGCUGCCCGUCAUCGUCGCAAUAAGUCGGGUUCUUCUGGCCGCAGCGUGCGCAACGGCAAUGCUCCCGGAUCUUCCUACAGACCCAGGGGGACCGCCGCUGCCUCUCGUCGUGCAGGCCCUGCCACCGAUCCCUACCUAGGCGGCCACGUCUCGUCCUCCUCCGACACGCGUGCUCGCGCUGACACCUCGCAGGCCGUCAGAGACAAGGCUGCCCGCGUAGCCAAACUCACCACCAAGGAAGUUAGCAUCAGCGCCCAGCAGCUGCGCGAGGACAUCGAAGUGGCUCGCCACGCGCUCAACCUCUUCCUCAACUCGCGCAUGAUCGAAGCCGAACGCAUCAUCGAGGAGUACGCCGACAGUCGUCUAUACUAUGCGCUCGGUUACGCGCUCAUCGCCACCAUCAAGGGCUUCAUGACGUUCGAGCCUGCCGAUCUUGCCAUCGCCAUUUCGCUCUGCAAGGAUGCGCUGACCAUUGCGAGCUUGCUACGAAAGCCGACGAGUGCUGUCUCGAGCUUUGGACGUUUCGUGAGGGGUACAGGCCAGAGUCCCAGCGCGCUCUCGCAGAUGGACGAAGUGCAGAGGCAUGCCGAGCUCGUUUAUGCCGAAGCGGUGCUCUUGAAGGCCGUGCUGGGAAUCGCGUAUGCCGGUGACUUUUUCGCCUUUGUCUCGGAGGCGCUGAACAUGCGUAACGCCUACGGCAUCUAUCGGUCGUUGCAAAAAUUCGUCGACUGGUCUGAAGAGAAAGGCGAGCGUUUGGACGAAGACUUCAAGAGCGGUGUCUAUCUCGGUAACGGUAUGAUCAGCAUGAUUCUGGGUCUCGUGCCCGGCAAAGUGCUCAAGAUCAUGGAGGUGUUUGGCUACACGGGCGAUACUGCGUGGGCGAUGAAGACGCUAAGCAAAGCGGGACAGUGGAGUGACGAUCCGAGGCAGACCAAGCCGGGCAGGUCGAUCAAAGAGGAAGGUGUGCGUCGACAGAUUUGCGACAUGUCGCUGCUGGCUUACCACCUGGUCAUUUCGACCUUCAUCCCCGUCAACGGCGUCGACAUCGAGUUUGCGGACAAGGUGCUCCACUACAACCUGCGACGCUACCCCGAGGGGGUUUUCUUCCUCUACUUUUCCGGACGACUCUACUCGACGCAGGCGCUGGCCGAAAAGGCGAUCACGCAGUUCGAGACGGCACGAGACGUGCAGAAGGAGUACGUGCAGCUCAAGCACAUUUGCAUGUGGGACUUGUCGCUGUGCAACAUGUCGUUGACCAAAUGGAAGGAGGCGUACGAGCAGUUUACUAUCCUCGCCGACGAGAAUAACUGGUCCAAAGCCGUGUACAACUACGGACGUGCUGCCAACCUGUACGAGUCUGCGGCCGGGCAGGAUCGACGUGCGGUGGAUCAAGCUGCCGACAUCUUCCGCAAAGUGCCGACGCUAACGCAGAAGAUUGCGGGCAAGUCUAUUCCAAUGGAGAAGUUCGUUGCGCGCAAGUCGAAGAAGUUUAUGACCUACGGAAGGCUGCUACUGCCCGGACUGGAGUUCGCCUAUGUCUACCACUGCCUCUCCAACGCGCCUCGUUACGUCUUGUGCGACGAAGCGCUCGUCAUGGUCAGCGACGCGCUCGCCGACUUGCACGACGUUGAAGACCCCUCGCAGUACUAUUCGGGUGAAGAGUACUAUGACGAUCUGUGCCUCGCCCACUUUUUGCGCGGUGUCUGUCUCAAGUUCAUCGCAUGCCCCGAAAAGCACUCGAAGAUUCGGCCUAAGGAAUCGCCCAUCCCGGAACAGGAAGCCGCGGAGCAGGCAGAGAUCAGCUUCAAGACGGUGCUCGAGCACGGACACCAGCUCAAACUCGAUCAUUGGUUGGUCUACUUUGCGCACUACGAGCUCGGUAGGCUGUACGCGGGGACGGGCAGGCGUGGAGAGGCCAAGGAGCAGUUCAACUUGGUGUUGAGCCAGAAGACGUUGGAGGACAAGAGUAGCAGGAAGGGCAAGUACAGCUUGCAGAACAUGGUGCACUUGCGUGCGAACGGUGCGUUGAAUGCUAUUGAUGGUAGUGGCAAGUAA
Messenger RNA from Sporisorium graminicola, 3771 nucleotides. RefSeq lists its product as uncharacterized. The transcript has a single exon. The record is from RefSeq and is a predicted model, not a curated record. Gene Ontology annotation, cellular component: mitochondrial outer membrane; cytosol; nucleus. The coding region runs from base 1 to 3771 and encodes 1256 amino acids. Lineage: Eukaryota; Fungi; Basidiomycota; Ustilaginomycetes; Ustilaginales; Ustilaginaceae. Gene Ontology annotation, molecular function: protein binding.